AUGUCUUCUAUGAUAGACUCGGACCAAUAUCGGGAGGAAUGUUUCAGCUAUGAUUCCAGGUAUCUCACGACGACUUCGCCCCCAUGGAACUCGUUAUCAGAAGAGAGGCAAGACUUGAUCAAAAAGGAGCUCCAGUACAUGUUCUUCGAGGAAAUAGCUUUACAUCUACGCUCUGGAGAUGAAUACGCCGUGGGAUGGUAUGCGACUUCGGAUCUUCCAGUCGCCAGAUAUCGCCACCCGGCACAGGUCGAUAUUGAUCGAGAAGAAGCAUUCCAAUUCUUGAAUAAGGAGAUUGCGGUCUAUAUUGAUACGGCUACUGUUCAGGACAUGGACUUGGGUUAUCUGGGUCGAUACUUAUACCGUGCGUGGCUGCACUUGCACAACGGACGUCCGCCAUUCCAACGUGGAGGCUUUCUUGCAAAGCCGCUUCGAAUUUCCAAGAAGCACACUGGAUCGCUAGAUGAGCUAUCUUCAUUUCACGGGGACCUGACACGUACACUCUCUAUACAUCUUGAUGAUCACGUGCAAUUCGAACAAGGCAGAGAUCACUCGACGAUUACUCCACAGCGAGUCAACCCAUCAGUUCAAUCUCUCAAGGAUCAUGGCUAUCUAAUGGGACCGCUCUUCCGUGCAAUCUAUAUAGUCGUGGACAACCAGAGUCUAGCUGGUUACACCAGAACCCUUCAUGUUCCAGAACGGGAGAACGGAGAUUGGAUGGCACUUCGCAGCCAGUUUCGCGCCAACCAGGUCUCAGGCCAUACUGUUCUAUUGGUCAAAACAGGCGACGAUUCCCACCUUGCCUCUCCGAUUAGCUUCUUGCCCCUCUUUGACGCUGGUCUGGCGCUCAAUGUCAACCGUGAAGAUUACCAGGAUGAGGAAGAACCUGAGGUCGUACGGGUCAAGAUAGAUGAUGCCAUUUCGUUUAUCUGGGAUCUUACUACAAAGGAGAUGGAUUGCAACAAGAAUAAUCUUGACUUGGCUGAGAGUCUGAGACAAGAACAGGAUAUGCACUGCCAGGCUUGGAAAAAGCCCAAGAGGUCGGGAUUGACACCAAUGGCUAUUCUUGGCAAGCUAUCCGGCGUGCUUUGGCAAGGCCUAACAAUGAAGCGUUUGAUGUAG
This is a messenger RNA of Fusarium musae, 1119 nucleotides long. RefSeq lists its product as uncharacterized. The coding region runs from base 1 to 1119 and encodes 372 amino acids. Lineage: Eukaryota; Fungi; Ascomycota; Sordariomycetes; Hypocreales; Nectriaceae. The transcript is spliced from 2 exons. The record is from RefSeq and is a predicted model, not a curated record.